UAAAGCCUAUCAAGCUGGACUUGGAACGAGUGGGGGAGGGACAGUUUUGUCAUCUUGAACUACUACCCUAAUCUGUUCUUAGAGAGAGAGGCUUAGUGAGACCUCAGGUUAUAUUGACAGUAAUGUCCCGUUAGUGAUUUGUUUCGGCGCCCCUCUCUAACUUCUGUGUUGAUGUAUUUAUUUAUUGUUUUUUUUUCUUGUCGUUUGUUAAAACCCUAAACGUUAGCAAAAUUUAUUGCAUUUAUUCUCUCUUUUAACAAUUACAUUUUUGUUUAGCAUUUGUUUAUUCACCACCAUUCUCAGGCUACUUUAUUGAGAUUUUCAGAGAGAAAUAAAACAGGAUUCCGCAGUUUUUUUCAAGAAUUGGCUUUUUUUUCCCCCUCCACAUGUUUUAAUUACUUUUCUUUUGUUUUGUAGUUAUAGAUUUAUCACAAUGAAGGACAGACUGGCUCAGCUCAAGGAGACAAGUGAUGUCGGAGGGGAUGACAUUGAGGUUACGGUGGAAAAUGAGGCUUUUAUGGAAGACUUUUUUGCCCAGAUUGAGGAUAUCCGCACCAGUAUUGACAAGAUUGAUGAAAGUGUAACAGAAAUAAAAAAACUCUACUCCACCAUCUUGUCCUCGCCAACAUCCGACCAGAAAACACAGGAUGAUCUUGAAGCACUCACCAAUGAGAUUAAGAAGUCUGCCAACAAUGCAAGAAACAAACUCAAGAGCAUCGAACACCAGCUUGAGACAAACAAAGAUGAGAGGGCCUCUGCUGACCUCAGGAUAAAAAAAUCCCAGCAUGCUAUCCUGGCGAAGAAAUUUGUCGAGGUGAUGACAAAAUACAAUGAGGCGCAAGUUGACUUCAGAGACAAAAGUAAAGGACGGAUUGCCCGACAACUUGAGAUCACGGGCAAAGCAACAACGGAUGAGGAACUGGAGGAGAUGCUGGAGGGAGGCAACUCAGCUGUCUUCACUGCUGGGAUUAUGGAUUCCAAUAUAAACCAGCAAGCUUUGAACGAGAUUGAGGCUCGUCACAAAGACAUUAUCAGGUUGGAGAGCAGCAUCAAAGAGCUUCAUGACAUGUUUGUUGAUAUUGCCAUGCUGGUUGAGAACCAGGGUGGCAUGAUCGACAGAAUUGAAAGUAACAUGGACCAAUCAGUCGGCUUUGUAGAGAGAGCAGUUGCUGACACCAAGAAAGCAGCCAAGUUUCAACAGGAAGCACGAAGGAAACAAAUGAUGAUCUUCUGUUGCUGUGUGAUACUGGCUGUUAUCCUCGGUUCAUUUGUCUACAGUUUUUUUAAAUAAACAAUGGGUACAUUCUUUGACUUGUUGAGUCUAAACAAACGAAAAGCUAUGCACCUUAGAUGACGGAGAAAACUCUUGGGGCGUGUCCUUUGCUUUAAAUGUUAUCUGUCCUUUUCCUGCACCCUGAAAAGCUCAUGUGGAGAAUACAUUUCGAAAUACAUUCUACAGUAUACAGUAUGUCUGAAGAUAAUUGAUGAAAACGUGCACAGACUGAGAAAAAUUGUACCAUCAUAUUGAAUUGUUGAGCUGAGCUGUUUUCCUCUUUUCCACCAUUUCAGUUGUCUGGAUUUUUUUUACGGUGUGGCCUUUCCCCACACUUCUUGCAUCAGGGGUUUUCCCACACAAUCACAAGUUUAAAAAGCUUCAAAAAUCAAUAAAAAUCCUUAAAGAUUAA
Hippocampus zosterae (dwarf seahorse) is the source of this 1685-nucleotide messenger RNA. RefSeq names its product syntaxin 3a (gene stx3a). Bases 434 to 1291 code for a protein of 285 amino acids. The record is from RefSeq and is a predicted model, not a curated record. Gene Ontology annotation, molecular function: SNAP receptor activity; SNARE binding. Gene Ontology annotation, biological process: intracellular protein transport; exocytic insertion of neurotransmitter receptor to postsynaptic membrane; synaptic vesicle fusion to presynaptic active zone membrane. Gene Ontology annotation, cellular component: postsynapse; endomembrane system; presynaptic active zone membrane. The transcript is spliced from 10 exons. NCBI's taxonomy places the organism in Eukaryota, Metazoa, Chordata, Actinopteri, Syngnathiformes, Syngnathidae.